Messenger RNA from Penicilliopsis zonata CBS 506.65, 1622 nucleotides. RefSeq lists its product as hypothetical. The transcript has 2 exons. Bases 96 to 1292 code for a protein of 398 amino acids. Lineage: Eukaryota; Fungi; Ascomycota; Eurotiomycetes; Eurotiales; Aspergillaceae. The record is from RefSeq and is a predicted model, not a curated record.
GGCCAUCUGGCCUUACCUACGAAAUUCCCUCACCGGAUGAACUGAAACGUCUCUGAAUACUCGACUUGAUUACACUCUUCGUCUACGACCUAAUAAUGAAUCCCUUGGUGAGCUGGGCGCUGCUGCUCGUCGUGGCAGGCGGCCUCGGAUAUUAUUACACCAAUGGCCCCAACGCCAAAGGCAAACCGGUCAUCAAGCCUCUGCUCGAGAAAGUUGAUAACAUCCCCGCUGCCGCAAAGAAGCAGAAGCGGAAGGUCCGCAAGUCGCCCGAGCCUGCUGCUGCCCCCGCCAGGCCCGUUGAGGCCACCCCCGUGAUUGCCGUCACGGAAAACGAGCGACCGGAGCAGGACGUCGACCAGAAGGAGAUGGCCAGACGCCUCACCGCCGCGAAGAAUGGCACCCCCCUGGCCACCAGCGCUGGCAAUAAGAAGAAGAAGGCCGGCAGCAGCGAGCGUUCGGUCUCCAGUGUGUCGACCCGUACCUCUUCCACCGCUGGUGCUGAUGCGGACGAUGAUCUGUCCCCCGCCACCUCGCCUGUGGUGCAGGCCACCGUCCCCGGUAGUGCAGGAUACGUCUCUGACAUGCUCGAGGCUCCCGCGCCGGCCGCUUCUGUCCUCCGCGUGACCGGGUCGCUGCCUGAGGAGCAGCCCAAGAAGCAGAAGGCCCAGACCUUCAAGCCCGUCGAGACAAAGAAGCAGCGUCAGCAGCGCCUCAAAAACGAGGCCCGCAAGCAACAGGUCCAGGAGGCCGAGGAGCAGCGUCGCAAGCUGCUUGAGAAGCAGAUGCACACCGCCCGCGAGUCUGAGCGCCGCGAGGCGGCCGCCAAGGCCCAGCGGGCGCCCACCACGAACGCCUGGGCCGCCAAGGAUGUGACCAACGUGGCGUCCUCUUCCUCCUCCAGCUCAGCUCCGGCGGCGGCCGCCAAGAACAUCAAGAAGACCGUGGAACUGCUGGACACCUUUGAUGCCAAGGAGAACCAACCGGUCUCGUCCUCCUCCUCGAAAUGGACCCAGGAGGAGCUUCCUACAGAGGAAGAGCAGUUGCGGCUGCUGGGCGCAUCCACCACCGAGGACGAGUGGACCACCGUCUCCAAGAAGCCCAAGAAGAAGGGCGGCAAGACGGACGAGAGCGUCAGCGAGGCCUCCGCUUCGGAGAGCCAACCCUACGUCGCCGCCGCCGCCGCUCCCGCCGUGAAGCCCGUGGAGCUGCCCGCGGUUACCCAGGUCUACAUCCCGGACAUCCUGCGCAACCAGGGCAAGGGACACCCUCUGGACUCGGACUGGGCAGCUUAAAUGUCAACCUCUCCAGUCUUCUCCUUUCCCCCCUCCCCCCCUCCCUCCUACAACCUCAUAACCUGGAAUGUCCGUCCCUUUCUUCUCUUCACUGUAUUAUGAGGAUCGCUAGUUUAACUACUACAAACCCACCUACCUGUACUUAUUCUUGAUCCAUGGUUUUGGCGUUCUGGCUGAUUUGACCUGAUGUAUACCAAAAGUGCCACCUGGAGAGAAGGUCUACCUGUUGCACAAAAAUGAGCUGAGCCGAAUCGAACACAACUAAAUCGAAAAAAAAAACACCAAAUCUUGCUUGUUAUUCUAUUUUUUUUUUUUUUUUUUUUUUUCAAU